Striga hermonthica is the source of this 792-nucleotide messenger RNA. The record is from the annotation of a GenBank genome assembly. Lineage: Eukaryota; Viridiplantae; Streptophyta; Magnoliopsida; Lamiales; Orobanchaceae.
AUGGAUUUAACUUCUCAAGCACCUGUUGGGGAUAGCGUGAAGCAGCCGCCGCCGAAGGCGGCGUAUGUCUCUGCGGUGGACCCUUUUCUCGUUGAGGCUCUACAGAACCCUCGUCAUCGUCUGACCAGACUUCCCGAUCUGCAUCAGUUUGAGUUUCCCCACUUCCCCACUUCAUACCUUCGUCUAGCAGCACACCGUGUUGCUCAGAAUUACGGUUUACAGAUCAUUGUUGAUGGACAAGGUAUCAGGAUUACAGUAAUAAAAAAGCCAGAGAGUAAGUUUCCUGUUGUCUGCUUAUCAGAAAUCCCCGCCAAUGAUUUGGAAAACAAUAAACUCGAUCAAAUCAAGAUUGUCAUUAGACCGAGGCCUAAAGCUUCUUCUAGAGACGCCGGUAUGCUGGGGCUUAAAGAUGGCCAAGUAAGAACUGUGGAAGAGAGGAGGGAGGAGUAUGAUCGGGCCCGGGCCCGGGCCCGUAUUUUCAAUAGGCCCAAUAACUCUGAUUGGGAAGAUUCAAUCGAUCGGGCUUCUUCUAAUGGGACAAACUUUCAUGUGAAUGAUAAUUACUCUCGAGUCGCGUUUUUAAGAGAUAGGGAGAAAGACCGAACAAACCUGAUUACGACCGUAGUUAUGACAGAUAUGUCAAGAACAUCCCAACAGCUCAGGAUUUUAGUAUGGCGCCUUCUAAUAUGCAGAAAUUUCAGCCUCCAUUUUUCCAGUAUGAUUCACUUCACCCACAAAUUGGUCAGAUAUAUCCUCAACAAGCUUCUGUGGACUUUACGACCCCAUUUAUGA